Ananas comosus (pineapple) is the source of this 877-nucleotide messenger RNA. RefSeq names its product 60S ribosomal protein L18a-like protein. The record is from RefSeq and is a predicted model, not a curated record. NCBI's taxonomy places the organism in Eukaryota, Viridiplantae, Streptophyta, Magnoliopsida, Poales, Bromeliaceae. Bases 179 to 658 code for a protein of 159 amino acids. The transcript has 4 exons.
ACCCCAUCGCUCUCGAAAAUUCCCCUUCACGUCCCUCUCUUUCUCUCUCUCUCUCUCUCCAUUUCGAACGGCCCUUGGACGAGGACGAAGACGAAGGAUCCAUUUCCCUCCCCGUUCUAAUCGACUCCUCAAAACCCUAACCCUAUUCCAUUCUCGAUCGGAGGAGGGGCGGAGGAGGAUGAGCGGAGGAGACGACGCGAAGAGCCGCGGCGGCGCCGCGGCGAGCGAUCCCCAGCCCCAGCGCGCCCAGUACGGCACGUUCCAGGGCGGCGUCGGCGUCCCCGACUACUCUCGCCCGGCGAUCGGCUUCCCCCAGCCGGCGCCGCCGCCAGGGGUGGCGGCGCCGCCCCCGGCCUACGCCGUGCCGUACUAUGCCCAUGGGUAUCAGGCCGUGCCAGUUCAAGGCUAUGUUGCUGUUGUUGAAGGAAGGCCUUUAAGAAUGCCCCGUCUUCCCUGUUGUGGCAUUGGCAUAGGCUGGUUUCUGUUCAUCAUCGGUUUCUUUCUAGCUGCUAUUCCCUGGUAUGUUGGAGCCUUCAUCCUACUUUGUGUCAGAGUAGAUUACAGGGAGAAACCAGGAUUUGUUGCUUGCACUAUUGCUGCUGUUCUGGCCGCAAUUGCGAUUCUUCUAGGGCUGACGAAAGGAACAGAUGUAUGGUGAAUCUUUUACGAAUGGCGUCGAACUGCGCACCUCCAAUGAGCAUGUUGUUCCCUCUGUUCAUUCAACUUGAAUUCUGUGCAGAUAUAUAAAUUCAAUAUGUAUGUAAGGCGGAGUUUGAUUUCUUAUGUGCUUCGUGCUUGACAAUAAAUGAAUUCGAAUCCAAAAAAAAUUGUGACAUUUAAAUCCGAGCCAUAUAUCUAGAUGAUGGAUUUUCAAGUA